This is a messenger RNA of Silurus meridionalis, 2191 nucleotides long. RefSeq lists its product as uncharacterized. The transcript has 7 exons. NCBI's taxonomy places the organism in Eukaryota, Metazoa, Chordata, Actinopteri, Siluriformes, Siluridae. The record is from RefSeq and is a predicted model, not a curated record. Bases 245 to 2191 code for a protein of 648 amino acids.
GACAAAAUGUGGAGCAGAAUCAAUCUGUAUUCAACCAGCUUCAGAUGGUGCCUCUGGAGAUGAUCACCAUUGCACCCAACAUUCAGAGCCUGAGUCUACUUCCAGCAAACAAGUUACAAAAUGUGGAACAGAAUCAGACUGUAAUUAUCCAGCCUCAGAUGGUGCCUCUGGAGAUGAUCACCAUUGCACCCAACAUUCAGAGCUCGAGUCUACUUCCAGCAAACAAGGGUUAACAUUAGGUGAAAUGUUUACUGGAAAUCAGUACCAUAAACUGCAAUCACAAGUUGAAACAAGCAUUUCUCAGCUUGAUGAUGUAAGCAGGGGUGAUGACCGCUCCAUUAGUAGUAUGGAAUGCAGUGAAGAGGAGUAUGUCCCUGAAUCUUCAGAUAGUAGCUCGGAUGAAAGUGACUGCAGUCUUUCAAUUUCUAAAAGGAAGGUCAAGACAGUUACAAAAAUCUGUCCUUCACUUAGUUCUAGCACUGGUCACUGCAGUGUUGUAGAUGUGGAAGACACUGAAGUUAAACCUGAUCAGUCAAGCUCAGUUUCAGUCAAAGGAGUGUCAAAAGCAACCAAUAAAACAAGAGUGUAUGACAAGAAACAGUACUGUUUGUUUUGCAGCAAACCACUAUCAAAAAUGGCAAGACAUUUAGAGCAGGUGCAUAGCACAGAGUCUGAAGUUGCAAAAGCUUUGACUUUUCCAAAAGGUUCAAAAGAAAGGAAAAACUUACUAGAUCACCUCAGAAAUAGAGGGAAUUUUGCACAUAAUGCUGAGGUUCUUCAGUGUGGAAAAGGCGAGCUUGUACCUUAUAAGAAGCCCCGACAAGAUAGUGAUUCAAUCAAGUUUGUGCAUUGCUGUAACUGUCAAGGACUCUUUGCUAAAAAGUUUCUUUGGUGUCAUAUGAAGCGAUGUAAGAUGAGCAAAAAUUAUCCAUCUAAUCCCAAACCAGGAAAGAACAGGUUGCUUUCACAAAGUGCUUACAUGGGACCUGUGCCUCCUGGAACUAGUGCUGGUUUGUGGAAACUUUUCAGUAACAUGACCCAUGACAAGGUGGUACUUGCCAUUAAAACAGACUUGUACAUAAGAAGAUUGGGAGAGUAUUUUUACAACAGAGUUGGCUCAGAUGUUAGCAAACACGAAUAUAUCAGACAGAAGAUGAGAGAAAUUGGAAGGUUGUUAAUUUCAGCCAGGGAAGUUACUCCUUUGUGUAAAAUAGAGGAUUUUGUUGAUCCAGCUAACUUCAUGCAUGUCAUCACCGCUGUCAAAAAAGCUUGUGGUUAUGAUGAAGAAAAGUGCACAUUUCAACGACCAUCACUUGCAUUAAAGUUGGGUCACAGCUUACAGAAGAUUGCUUCUUUGGUCUCAUUUCAAGCAAUGAUGGAUGGGGACAGUGAAAGAGCAAAGAAAGCUAACAACUUUUCAGACAUGUAUGCAUCAAGAUGGAGUGAACUGAUAUCAUCACAUGCACUUAGAACGCAGAGAGAAGUUAAGUGGAAUGCUCCGCUUAUUCUUCCUUUUACUGAGGAUGUGAAAAUGCUUCAUUUGUAUCUUGAUCAAAAGCAAGAAGAGAGUUUUGAGAAACUGUCAUCAGAUGCUUCCUCUAAGAACUGGACACAUCUAGCAAAGGUUACUCUGGCUCAGACUAUUCUUUUCAAUCGCAGAAGAGAGGGUGAGGUCUCAAAAAUGCCAUUAACAUCAUUUAUCAACAGAAACACUGAUAACUUGCAUGAAGAUGUUGCUCUCGCACUUUCAGAGCUUGAAAAGAAACUCUGCCAUCAUUUUACUCGAAUUGAAAUACGUGGAAAGCGAGGACGAAAGGUUCCAAUUCUUUUAACACCUGCUAUGCAAAAGAACAUGGAGCUUCUUAUAAAAACAAGAGAAUCGUGUGCAAUUCCUUCUGAAAGCAUCUACAUGUUUGCACGUCCUGCAGCACUUUCACACCUAAGGGGAUCUGAUUGUGCUAAGGUUUUUAAGAAAAAGAAAUGGGACACCAGUGAAGUGAAAGCGGUUGAAAAACACCUGUACACGUUCAUUAAAUCUUGCAGAGUGCCAGGAAAAAAAGAGUGCACCAUUUUGGGUGAACCUUUUGGGGUUAAAGUGGGCCUGCACCUGUGGCCUGCUCGGCACCAUCGGCCUCGUGUGCAGCCUCGCCCACCACAGAAUGUGGCUUCCAAUCAGCCGACGGAAAACUAG